UGGCGACAAUGCUUGGCGGCCUGCUGCUCCGAGCCGCGCUGCUCCGUGGCGGUGGUGGAGCUGCCCCGGAGGCCCGCAGCCCCGGCUCCUGCGCUCGGCUGCUACCUCUUCAACUGCACCGUGCGCGGCCGCAGCGUCUGCAAGUUCGCGGUGCACCGCGGCUACAGCAGCUACAGCCUCAGCCGCCCCUGGGACGGCGGGAGAGGCGGCCUGGAAGCCGGCGCCCCCGCCCGCGCCUCGCCCCGGCUAGAGAAGGAUGCACCUCCACUUAGCAAAGCAGGGCAGGAUGUGGUUUUGCAUCUGCCGACAGACGGGGUGAUUUUGGACGGCCGAGAGAGCACAGAUGACCAUGCCAUCAUCCAGUAUGAGUGGGCGCUACUGCAGGGUGAUCCAUCAGUGGACAUGAAGGUGCCGCAAUCAGGAACCCUGAAGCUGUCCCACCUCCAGGAAGGAAUGUACACCUUCCAGCUGACUGUGACGGACACAGGCGGGCAGAGAAGUUCUGACAAUGUGUCAGUGACUGUGCUCCCUGCAGCCUACUCCACGGGAGGAUGUCUGCACGUUUGCUCACGCUACCACUUCUUCUGUGACGAUGGCUGCUGUAUUGACAUCACUCUGGCUUGCGAUGGGGUGCGGCAGUGUCCUGAUGGGUCUGAUGAAACCUUCUGCCAGAAUUUGGGACUUGACCGCAAGGUGGUGACCCACAUGGCAAGGAGUUCUGCCCAGCCAAGAACCACGGGUCUGAGUGAAGAUGCAGGGGGAGACUCCUUGUUGGAAAAGCCUCAGAAAGCCACUGUCCCAAACCAGCCACCUGCAUCGUCAAACACAGAGAAGAGGAACCAUUCUACCUUGUGGGGACCAGAGAGUCAAAUCAUUUCUGUGUUGCCAGACAGUAGUUCCUCGGGGAAGAACAGAAAAGAGGAAAAUUAUAUUUUUGAGUCAAAGGGCGAUCGAGGAGGACGGGAACACCCAGCUCCAGAAACAGGUGCAGUUCUGCCCCUGGCACUGGGCUUGGCUAUCACUGCUUUGCUGCUGCUUAUGGUUGCUUGCCGACUACGACUGGUGAAGCAGAAACUUAAGAAAGCUCGUCCCAUUACAUCUGAGGAAUCAGACUACCUCAUAAAUGGGAUGUAUCUAUAGUCAUGUAAUUUAAACAGCUUGGGGCAAGGACAUGUUUCACUUAUAAUUUAUACAUAUAUUAUGUUUUAGAUAUGUAUAACCUCUUUUGUUUUUAAUCGGGCCAGAAGAUUCUGCAAAUCCCAAAACUUUGUCUUUAUUAUUUAUUGUAAAAACGUUUUCCUUGGACAAUUUAGAGAGGAAUUCAUAUGAUUAAAGACUUUUACAAAUUGAA
Carlito syrichta (Philippine tarsier) is the source of this 1351-nucleotide messenger RNA. It is a transcript of the gene LRP11, whose product is annotated as LDL receptor related protein 11. The annotation marks the transcript as partial. Gene Ontology annotation, molecular function: protein binding. The transcript has 7 exons. Lineage: Eukaryota; Metazoa; Chordata; Mammalia; Primates; Tarsiidae. The record is from RefSeq and is a predicted model, not a curated record.